Molecule: messenger RNA, 1210 nt
Organism: Bufo bufo (common toad)
Lineage: Eukaryota; Metazoa; Chordata; Amphibia; Anura; Bufonidae
Gene: CCDC32
Product: coiled-coil domain containing 32
Exons: 4
Coding region: 100-624 (174 amino acids)
Biological process (GO): cilium organization
Source: RefSeq, a predicted model, not a curated record
CCACCUAUUACAGCACAGUGUGGAGGUCGUGGAUUGGAGGGUAACAGGACACGCCUUCAGACGGGCGGAAGUGUUGUGCUGGGAAGGAACAUAGCAUUAAUGAGGAUGCUUGAGAGCCUAGAUUCUCCGGAGGUGGUAUCCAGUAAGGACAUGUGGGCGGAGAUUUGCCCCUGUAGUCCAGACGUCCAGGAAGUGAACCUAUCGGGCACCUUUUCAGACUCCUUCCUGGGUCCUCUUCCUAGUGACAUUCCUCAGAAUGCUGACUCAUCUUACUCCCCAAAACCCUGGGCUCCAUUACAAGAUUCUGAAAUGUACUUGGCAACUUUAGAACGCAGGUUGCAGAAAAUUAAAGGUCAGACUUCUGAAGUGACAUCCAAGGACAUGUUGCUAUCGCUAGGGAAAGCAAAAAAGGAAUGCUGGGACAGAUUUUUACAGGAAUCCUCAGAAACCGAAGCUUAUAUUGAAGCAGGUGACGUGGACAAUAGCAAGCUAGAACAUUUGAAGAGGUGGCUGCAGCCAGAGAAAGUGGCGAUAAAUGCAGAGGAGGUGCAGUGUCUAAUACCUGGAGAAUUUCCGUUGAUAAAUGGCGAAAAUGAGCAGGACUCUUCUUCUGUUGAACAGUGAGAUCCUCUGUGCUGCUGGUACCCAGCUAUGUAUCUUACGUUCCAUAUAGUUGAGUAGUUGGUAAAGGGACUGUAUAUACUUACACAUAAAACUUUCAGCUCAGACAACGUAAUCAACAAAAAAUGUAACGCAAUAUAAUUCAAUGUAAUAAAGUCUAGGCUACAUUUGUAUUUUUACAUUUGAUUUGUUUUACAUUAUAUUUAAAGGCUAUGUACACCUUUUUUUAUUAUUGCAUUGCACUCAUUUUCAGCUAAAAAUCUUUUUUUAAUUGGUCUUAUUAAACAUUUGGAGCCCCUUUCUCUGUACAGCCUUGAGAUUCUCUAGCACCAGGCUCUGUGUUUAUAUGGUUUUCCAUCAGGCAGCUCAGCUGAGGGCGCCUUAUCUCCUAACAUCAUAAACACUCAUGGAUCAGUUCUUAUCUUGCUGAUAAAAUUAUGGUUUAAAUAAGUGUUUAUAAGCUGUUACUAGUUCAUAGAUAAGGGGUCACGGGGCAAGCAGAUAAUGGCUCAAAGUGAAUGUGAAAGUAAGGUACUCACAGGCAAAUGGUUAACCCUACAUGGCAAAAACUGCAGAAUAUUUUAAUGAA